Messenger RNA from Exaiptasia diaphana, 1833 nucleotides. Its product is annotated as WD repeat-containing protein 88. Gene Ontology annotation, molecular function: protein binding. The record is from RefSeq and is a predicted model, not a curated record. The transcript has 11 exons. NCBI's taxonomy places the organism in Eukaryota, Metazoa, Cnidaria, Anthozoa, Actiniaria, Aiptasiidae. The coding region runs from base 117 to 1280 and encodes 387 amino acids.
UGGCGGUCGGGACGAUGUUGACAUGGAAAUGUAAACAAUCCAGAUAAAAUAUGUUUUGUACGUGAAAUACAGAAAUUUUAGCGAACGAAAUACUUGUUUAGUAGAAAAUUACCACAAUGGGUGUAAAAGAUGUGAAGAAGAACAGUAUUUCAGAGACAAAAGAUGGUGCAACUUGGGUUCAUCAAUCGCUUGCACAGGUGAAAAUCAAAGUCAUGAAAGGACACAGUGAUGCUGUCAAUUCGUGUGAAUUCUGCUUUGACGACUCAAAGAUUGUAACCUCCUCAAAUGACAUGACCUUAAGAUUAUGGGACACUGCAUCUGGUGUACAGUUGAAAACAUACAAAGGGCAUUCAUCCUUUAUCACUUGUUGCCAUCCAGAUUCUGCCAAUGGGAAGCUUGCAUCUGGUGGAUGGGACAAAUUUGUCUAUGUUUGGGAAGUAGAAACUGGGAAGAUUUUGUGGAGUGCUAUUCAUGAAGGAAUCGUCACAACAUGUCACUUUUCUAGUGAUGGAAAGUAUCUGGUAACAGGAACCGACCUAGAUUUUGCAACGUGUGUGUGGGAUGCAAGGGAAGGAACAUUAAUCAAGAAACUGUUACAUCAUCGUAGCACUGUGACCUGUUGCCGAUUUUCUCCACUUGAGAAUCGAAUUUGCACAACGUCGAUGGACAGAACGACAAAGAUUAUUGACAUGAGAACAUUCAAAACCACUAACAACAACAUUACUCUUAGUCUAGGGGGACACAUUAAUGUAAUUUCAACGUGUUCAUUCUCAAGCGAUGAGCAUCUAUUGGCCACUGGUUCUUGGGAUAAGAACAUACAGCUGUGGGAUGUGGCUACAGGUGUCUACAGAACUAAAGGACCAAUGACGCUGUCCAAGGGACAUGAAGGAUCUAUAAGUGCAUGUCAGUUUAGCAAAGAUGGAACUUCACUGGUUUCAUCAUCAUUUGACGAAACUCUAGUCAUAUGGGAUGUUGAAAAUCUCUGUCAGAAGUUUGCUCUUAAGGGUCAUUCAGGUUGGGUAACUGAUUGCAGUAUAAGUGAAAAUCAAAAAUGGGUUUUAUCAUGCUCAAAGGAUCACACGGUCAGAUUGUGGAACAUAGAAUCCAGUGAAGAUAUACCAGUGGUACUGGAACACAGGAAAAAUAUUGGUCUCAGGAUAGUCAAUUGUCAAAUCUGCAGCAAGCCAUUCUCCAUCACCCAGCUAGAGGAAGCUGACAAUGCCAAGUUCUGUGUGUUYUGUCGUCUUGAGCAUCCAUCCAUGUAUGAGCCUCCAGUAUAACAGUCUCCCCAUCCUGCUGAUAUAACCUAAUACAAAGAAUUAUUUUAAUAUAAUUUAUAAACUAUUAACUUAAACACAGAUCUGCACUGGUGUUCUUAUAAGUGUAAAAAUGUUAUGGUAUAACUUAUUCUUGAAUGAAAGUGCUUGCCUGCAUUUAAAUUAUUAAUUAGUAGUCUACACAGAAACUGUGACUCUUAUAAGAGCUGUAUUUCACAUUUUAUUUCAUCUCUCUUUUCAUUCAUUUCUUUUACAUUCCCCACAUCUCACACAUUCUUCAACUCCCUUACGUUUAUUCUCUCUUCCUUUCUAUAUAUUUAAUGUACAUAAAACAUGUUUUCUAGAGAAAAAGUCAGGGACUUUAAUUGUGUUUGGCUGUUCUAUCUCAGAUGUGAACAAGCAUUAUUGUUCUUUGUGCUUGACUAUGCUUUAACAGCAACUGUAAAGCUUUCUUAGUUUAUAUGUCCAGUUAAUACCAUACAAGUUGCCAUUGAAUAGUCCAUGUGUGAAUGCCUCAAUGAUGUAAAUAAAAGUGUUUCAUCUUUUUUUAUCUUAA